Sitophilus oryzae (rice weevil) is the source of this 579-nucleotide messenger RNA. RefSeq lists its product as uncharacterized. The record is from RefSeq and is a predicted model, not a curated record. The transcript has a single exon. Lineage: Eukaryota; Metazoa; Arthropoda; Insecta; Coleoptera; Curculionidae. Bases 1 to 579 code for a protein of 192 amino acids.
AUGUUUAUUCCCAGCAAGCCUGCCAAAUAUGGCAUUAAAGUUCAAAUUUUGACAGACGCAACGACUCAUUAUAUGGUCAAUGCAGAAAUAUAUUGCGGUACUGAAAUAGAAACAGCUGAACCCAAAUCGAAGCUAUCAAAUCCUACAAGAGUUGUUUUACGACUAGCACAGUAUGUUGAAGGGACUAAAAGAAAUAUAACUGGCGACAACCGGUAUAGCUCAGUUGAACUUGAGGUUCUCAAAGAAAAAAAAACAUAUGUGGGAACUUUGAAGAGAAAUAAAAGAGGCAUACCUCUUGAAUUUUUACCUCAUAGGAAUAGACAAGUUGAUUUUUCAAUUUUUGGAUUUUCUGCAUCUAAUACCAUAGUCUCUCACGUCCCGAAAAAAGGCAAAGGUGUCAGUUUACUUUCCAGCAUGCACCCUAGUUCUUCAAUAAACCAAGAUACGCUGAAGCCAGAAAUAAUUCACUUUUAUAAUGAGACAACAUCAGGAGUAGCCGCCCUAUUUGCAAAGUGUGCGAAAUAUUCCACGUCUAGAAGAACAAAUCGGUGGCCAGUAGCGAUUUUUCAUCCAUCUUAA